Messenger RNA from Cajanus cajan (pigeon pea), 777 nucleotides. Its product is annotated as outer envelope pore-like protein. NCBI's taxonomy places the organism in Eukaryota, Viridiplantae, Streptophyta, Magnoliopsida, Fabales, Fabaceae. The record is from RefSeq and is a predicted model, not a curated record. Gene Ontology annotation, biological process: regulation of monoatomic anion transport. Gene Ontology annotation, molecular function: voltage-gated monoatomic anion channel activity.
UUAAAAUUAAAAUUGUUGGAAGGAAAGAGUAGGAUAUUUUUUUUAUCCGGAAAUGGAGACAUCCCUGAGAUAUGGAGAAGAUUCCAAAGCUUUACGAAUCCACGGCAAGGAAAAAUUCCGAAUCGACUCCAACACCUACUUCCAGGUGCACGCUGAGCUUGAUACCAAACUUGGACAACCCACUUCCUCCAGUGCCCUCAUAAGACAUUUCUAUCCCAGUUUAUCGGCAACCCUAGGCGUUGGAUUGCGAUAUGAUAAACGUGACAAGUGGCGCUAUACUGUAAAUGCUAAGAAAACAUUUCCCGUCUCACUUGACGGCUUCCUCAAUUUUAAAAUUAAGGGAGGAUGUGAUGUUGACACUGAGUUUAAAGAGAGGAAGUCCAGAGGAGCUGCCGAGUUUUCCUGGAACAAGUUCAAUUUUCAGAAGGACCAAGAUGUUAGAUUUAGGAUUGGCUAUGAAAUUUUUGAACAGGUUCCUUACCUGCAGAUUAGGGAGAAUAAUUGGACACUAAAUGCAGACUACAAAGGUAGAUGGAACGUGAGAUAUGAUUUGUGAGAAGUGCAGAGAGCUUUUUUCUGUAGACAAUAGACUUGUUCUGCUUGUCAUUUUUUUGUAGACGUGUUCUGUUUCUCACCCCAACCUUAUGCCCCGCCCUUACAAAAAGGGACCAUUCAUAAAUCUAUGUUUAGUCGUGCGAAUUACUUUGCAUGAGGAACUAAAGUGAUUGAUUGAAAAUGAAGUUCGGAUAUGAUUUAAUAUUUAUAUUUAUUUUACAA